UUAAACCAAAGCCAAAGCGGUGUGGCGGUUCCGGAAGCGGCGGCGGACAAUGGUGGAAGUGAAGGAGGGGAGAAAUGCGUAUUCGAAUGUAUCUGGAUAUCGGGAAGUCAGUGCAAGAAACCAAUUCCCGUCCAACAUCUUGCAAGGGGCGUUAGCUAAUUCUAUUUGGAUUGGAGCGAUUCAUUUCAACAUCUUCCUCUUCCUUUUCUCCAUCCUCUUCCUUCCUUUCGCCAAAUUCCUCGUGGUGAUUGGAUUGCUUUUGGUUUUCGUGGUACUUCCUAUUGAUCAGAACAGUAAAUAUGGGCGGAGAUUGGCCAGGUAUAUAUGUAGGCAUAUGGCCGCUUAUUUUCCCACAACUCUCCACGUUGAGGACAUUAACGACUUCCAUCCUGAUCGUGCUUACGUUUUCGGUUACGAGCCGCAUUCGGUGUUCCCCAUUGGUGUUGUCACGCUGUGUGAACGUACAGGUUUCAUGCCUCUUCCCAAAAUGAAAUGCCUCGCAACCAGUGCUGUAUUCUACACCCAAUUCUUGAGACAUAUAUGGACAUGGUUGGGUGCGGCACCAGCCACAAGGAACAACUUUUGUUCUCUUUUGAAGGCUGGUUAUAGUUGUAUUGUAAUUCCAGGUGGAGUACAAGAGACCUUCCUCAUGCAGCAUGAUUCCGAGGUCGCCUUCCUUAAGACGCGAAAAGGAUUUGUUCGAGUAGCCAUGGAAACAGGGUGUCCACUGGUUCCAGUUUUUGCCUUCGGUCAGUCAUAUUCCUACAAGUGGUGGAAACCAAGUGGGAAGUUCUUCUUGCAACUUGCCAGGGCUAUCAAAUUCCUUCCCAUGUUAUUUUGGGGAGUUUUUGGAACUCCUUUACCCUAUCAACAUCCAAUGCAUGUGGUGGUGGGUAAACCUAUUGAGUUGAAGAAAAAUCGUCAACCUACUGCCGAACAGGUUCUUGAAGUACAAGGUCAAUUUAUUAGAUCCCUCGAAGAACUUUUCGAGAGACGCAAAGCUCGGGUUGGAUAUACUGAUCUUCCACUAAAGAUUCUUUGAUUUAAACUU
Messenger RNA from Hibiscus syriacus, 1051 nucleotides. RefSeq names its product diacylglycerol O-acyltransferase 2D-like. Gene Ontology annotation, cellular component: endoplasmic reticulum membrane. The coding region runs from base 50 to 1042 and encodes 330 amino acids. Gene Ontology annotation, biological process: triglyceride biosynthetic process. Gene Ontology annotation, molecular function: diacylglycerol O-acyltransferase activity. NCBI's taxonomy places the organism in Eukaryota, Viridiplantae, Streptophyta, Magnoliopsida, Malvales, Malvaceae. The record is from RefSeq and is a predicted model, not a curated record. The transcript is spliced from 9 exons.